Messenger RNA from Seriola dumerili (greater amberjack), 2948 nucleotides. It is a transcript of the gene ppp1r3f, whose product is annotated as protein phosphatase 1 regulatory subunit 3F. The record is from RefSeq and is a predicted model, not a curated record. Gene Ontology annotation, biological process: regulation of glycogen biosynthetic process. NCBI's taxonomy places the organism in Eukaryota, Metazoa, Chordata, Actinopteri, Carangiformes, Carangidae. Gene Ontology annotation, cellular component: protein phosphatase type 1 complex. The coding region runs from base 267 to 2207 and encodes 646 amino acids. The transcript is spliced from 4 exons. Gene Ontology annotation, molecular function: glycogen binding; protein phosphatase 1 binding.
UGCAUAAAGUCAUGUAAACCAGGGGAUACACUAUCACAAGGGCUGGCAGUAAAGACAAGUUUUUUCCAUGGGUGACAUUUAACGCCACACGCUGACUGAAGAGGCUCUGUGCGUAUUGCAGGGACAGCUCUGGAUCUACGCUGGCCACUACUGCGCAAAUCACGAGUGUGCUGUUUGGUAGUGGUUUGAGUGGUUUGUUGUUUUUUGGAGACGCCAUAUGUACUCUCCUCAGCGCACAGCUUCCUUGAGUGUACACUUCUUCAAAGAUGUCUUUUUUAACCAUACCAAGUCAAGAGGGGCUUUUUAAGACGAUUAAAACUGACAAGUCAGACGAGGAGGCAAAGAGUAGGUCCUCCACGCACGACGAGGAUAAUAAUGAUGAUGACGAGGAUGAGGAUGAAGAUGAUGACACCGAGGAUGUCCGCCUCAUCCCAAGAUGCUCCCCGGUGCCCAGAAAGCGAGGCCAGUCCAUCCACGACGAGACUGCCGAGUAUAUGCGGAUCCACUUGGCGCUGUCUGACGGAAAGAAAGUGUCUUUCGCCGAUACAACAGGUGGGGAUCUGGUGGAUGUGAAGGAGUUUGUUGCCUUUGAUUCAGACGACGAAGAGGAUAGUGCGAGGUGGGAGGAAGAGGAGGCAAAGUACCGCAAGCCAGAGCGAGAGCCGACCUAUCGAGUGCUGCCAGAGUUUAACGCACCUGUCGGCAGUGCCCUGCUGCAGGCUGUGCACACUAAUAAACUGGAGGUAGAGCAGAUAUCUCCAGUGGAGGAUGAGCCUCUUGCCUUCAGUGGUUUGAUACGAGUCCUGAACAUCUCCUUCCACAAAGCAGUUUAUAUCAGAUCGACCAUGGACAACUGGGCUACUUACUUUGAUCACCCAGCAGAUUAUGUCCUGGAAUCUAAUGAUGGGGACACUGAUCAGUUUUCCUUCAAGCUGUCUUUUGCACCACCUUACAUCACACAUGGCUCUCGCAUUGAGUUUGUUGUUCGCUAUGAAACAUCUGAUGGUGAUUUCUGGGCUAAUAACUCCUCUAUGAAUUAUGUGGUGACUCUGCUCCUGACCUAUGAAGAUGAUUCACCUCAAACAAACGUCAACAUGCAACAAAUGAAAAGUAUCCUGAGACAUCCGAAAAAUUACAGUAUGCACGAUAAUUUAGAUUCGGACGAUGAGCGGGAAGAGGAAGAAGAGGAGGCAGGAACCUCCACAUCAGGACUUGUCAGACCCAUAGCCAUCUGCCCUAUCAUCGUACAGCCAGAGAUUGACAUAGAGAUUGCAGUUCCCCCAUCUGGUCCCUCUGUCCCGCCCAACCACGAGCUUCCAUCUGCUGAUGGCACACUGUCCGCUCACACUGUAUCCCCAGGUGAACGAUUCCCUUGUUUGUCUUCCGAAACCACACUUCAAACUAAUUCAUCCUUUGUACUCUGUGCCAGCGAAUCAGUCCAGCCAAAUAAGUCACAGCCUUUACCCAGACUCCACUGUGAAUUAGGCAACCAAACGUCAGAGCAGCCCAUAGACAGUAGUCCCUCUGCGCUGCUGCCGUCUCUACAACGAGAGUCAAAGCCGAGAUCAGACAGCUCCCAGGCUGGCGGAGAGGAAAUCCCUCCUUCAGAGGGCUCUUGCAUGCAUCUUCCAGCCACAGAGACAAAUCUGUGGCCAACAGGAGAGGACAGAUCGACUGAAAGCCCAGCUAGUCAUCCUUGUCUUGAACUGGCAGCUGCCUGUGUCUCUGCUCCCAGUGUGACUCAGGCCUUUGAGCAAGAGGUUAUGUUGGGAUUGAGUGAAUUUAUUGCAGGACCAUCAGAAAUUUCCAGCAGGUCUCCAGCACAAUAUGAGAGCAGUACACCUGUGCUCCUGUCUCCUGUAGCAGAGAGUCAGGGGGCAGAAGGUGAAAGUCCAGCAUCACCUGAAGUCACAGAGAGCACCUCAGUGAGUUCAGGUGUCACUGAGGCGAGCCAAAACUUAGCUCUUCAGUCUGUCUCGGCCUGGGAAGAGACAGAAGAUGCUCCCCAGAUUUCCCCUGACGCAUUAUUAGAGAAUCUAUCAAACACACUGUCAGAGGCUUCUGAGGCCCGGUCUGAGCGUGACGUAAACAGGAAUCUGAUGCCAUCCAUCAUCUUCCUGAGUGGAGUCGUAUCCCUCUCGAUAGUGAUGCAGGAACCCAGUGCCCUCUUCUUCAUGGGACUACUUAUGGUCUUGCACCGUUUGUGAUUAUGCCACAAAAGUUCAUUCACGAAUUAAGUGCCUUGUCAUGAUUCCAAAAUAAGCCAUCAAGUUAAAACACAUGCUGAUGUUGUUUAUCUCUGUGUGAGUUUUUAGAUUAUUCAUCAAAGCAAAGAUCUAUUGGGUACAAUUUAUGAGUAUUUCCAUGCCAAGUGCAUAUCUUUGACAAAGUCAUUAUAAAAAUAUUGGUGAUAUUUUCAUUUCUUGUCAUGUGGAGAUGUGUGUAUGUGGUGUUAUAUUCUGAUUUAUUCAGUCAGUACUAUAAUGCAGUUGUUUUUUUGAUUGUUGUUGUCAGUGUGUAGCUUAGGUUGUUGUUUAACCACACUGCCAUGAAUUUAACUUUUGUGAAUUCCAUUUGUUUUUAUGUCUUUAUUGAAGGACAGAAAAAAAACACAUUACCAUAGUGGGACACUGAACAGACUUAUAAUAUAAAUGGGUAUUUUUGUUUAUGAAAGCAAAACAUAGAGUAUUUUGCCUUAAUGCUUAAAAAAUGACAAUUUGAUGACCUUUAGAAAAGGAUCAGAUUGAAAUGUAUGCUGCUUGAAGGACAAAACAAGUGGAAAAUCUGUCCAGUGUGACAUGUGAAAGUGAUAUUUAUUAUUAGAAAACACCAGCCCCCUCACUCACUGUUGCAUAUUUGGUUUGAUAAAUCAAAACUUUGACAACCUCCCAGACAGACUGAAGCACUGAAUGACAUGUUUGAAGUGAUGAAAGUUUUUGCAGUGUAUU